CGAUUGGUCCGUCUGCUUCCAGUCCUCCAGCGGCUCACAUCCACGUGAAGGUCAGCAGCAUUUGUGGCGCAAGGCGCUGUUCGGCGGUGGAUUUCUUCGAACGAACGAAGACUUUUAUUCGACGAUGGACGGAAAGGCGGCAAGCGCGGACCCUCAGCUUCAGCAGUUCAUCGAGAUUGAGUCUCAAAAGCAAAAGUUUCAGCAGCUGGUGCACCAAAUGACGGAAGUGUGCUGGGAGAAGUGCAUGGACAAACCAGGGCCCAAGCUGGAUUCCAGGACAGACACAUGCUUCGUCAACUGCGUGGAGAGAUUCAUCGACACCAGCCAGUUUAUACUGAACAGACUGGAACAGACUCAAAGGAGUCGAGGGUCUUUCUCGGACAGCAUGGCGGACUAAGGUGUACGCUUAGGGACAUGUUCUAACAUGAUAUGUAAACUAAAACAGCAGUGUUUUGUUUCAAGUGCCUCACAUCAACAGCAUGUUUGUUUUCCCCAUAAACUUACAAGACUGCUCUGUCGCUAGCAUUUCUUUUUAAUCGUGUCAACAUGGACAUCAGUUCAGCGGCCACAGGCUGUCAACUGAUUUUGCAAGCGGAAAACAUUUUAGGAGGCAAAGCAAACAUCCAAGACGUGCCUGUCAGCCACAAACACUGCAGGUCAGGUUUAUAUUAAGACGACACCUUGACUGAGGAUGGUGGUGUGCUUAACUGUUAAACGUUUGAUUGUACAUAUUGUAUGAAAUAAAGUUACCAAUGAUUCA
Messenger RNA from Phyllopteryx taeniolatus (common seadragon), 760 nucleotides. It is a transcript of the gene timm8a, whose product is annotated as translocase of inner mitochondrial membrane 8 homolog A (yeast). The transcript is spliced from 2 exons. NCBI's taxonomy places the organism in Eukaryota, Metazoa, Chordata, Actinopteri, Syngnathiformes, Syngnathidae. The coding region runs from base 125 to 397 and encodes 90 amino acids. The record is from RefSeq and is a predicted model, not a curated record.